Perkinsus marinus ATCC 50983 is the source of this 2418-nucleotide messenger RNA. RefSeq lists its product as hypothetical. Lineage: Eukaryota; Perkinsozoa; Perkinsida; Perkinsidae. The coding region runs from base 1 to 2418 and encodes 805 amino acids. Gene Ontology annotation, biological process: telomere maintenance via telomerase. The record is from RefSeq and is a predicted model, not a curated record. Gene Ontology annotation, molecular function: telomeric repeat DNA binding; telomerase RNA binding. Gene Ontology annotation, cellular component: telomerase catalytic core complex. The transcript is spliced from 2 exons.
AUGGAAGCGUCAGGAGUCCCUCAUGAUGCCGGUGGACUAUUCAACCGCCUCACUCAAGUUGGUGUGACUCCGACCAGGGAGGCGUGGCGGGGCACUGCGAUGCUCACGUGUCGGUUUAUGACCCAGGCUUUUGGUAGCGACCUCGCCUUCGACUUCAUCGGCGGUGCUAAUGCUUGCUUUAUACUCGUACAGUCUGAUCCAGAAUCCUCAAACCUAGUAGCUAUCUUUGGUAAUCUUAAGACCCUACCGCCUCCAGUCAAGCGUACGGCCUCUCCGCCUCCACCAAAUGAGUUCAACGCUCCCAAGCCAGAUAGGACUCUCCAAUGGAGUGCUGUGCUGUACAGUUCAGAAGUCUUCCAGCGGGGCAAUAAGAUGCCUCCGGCUAAGCGUCUGCGAUUGAAUCGAGGGAACUUGGACUCGUCAGGAGCCCAAGGGUAUACUUCACGCUUAGGAGAGCGCGACCCUUUGAAGAUCUUCCCACAGCAGCUCACAAACAGGGAAGAUUUCACCGACCUUCCUCUCGGUGCCUUGACGCAGUUUCUGUCAACCUUGAGCAGUGGGUUGAGGAACCGUGCAUUAGAGCUACUGGGCCACUGGCAGAGCGAUGGGCGUUUGAAGGGACUGAGGGAUGCCUACGUCUUCCAGCAGCUGAAGCCCAUCGAGGAAUACCAAGUGGAGCCCCACGAAGCUUGUCGUGUGGCUGUACAGAUUCUAGCGGAGAUGAUGCCUGAGGGGCUUCUUGGUUGCGGCAAGAACCGCAAGAUUGUACUCCGAAAUGUGAGGAAGUGUUAUUCCCUUCGAGCAGGUGAGACCAUUGGGCUGCGAAGUCUUACUUCUGGUAUGCGAACAAGAGCAUUCAGGAGUGUCUCCCAGAAGACAGCCCAACUGUAUUUGGCCGAAGUGGUCUGGUUCAUCUUUGAUGAUGUUCUCCUGCCCAUCACACGUAUGUGUUUCUAUGUGACGGAAGUCCAGGACAAGAGAGUUACGGGUAGACUGCACUACUUUUACAAGCCGGACUGGAGUGCGCUAUGUGCCAGAGCGGCCAGAGGGUAUGUCGCUCAUGUUGGUCUCCAACGAGUUGGAGAUGAGCAUCGGGUUACAUCAUCACCGGAGAAAGUCUCCCAAUGGCUGAAGUCACCUGCAAGCUCGAUGUCUGAUGGGUCGAGUAGUGGCUCAGAAUCGCUGACCGAGGGUCUUGCCGUACAGACCGCGGCUUUCAGUGGUUAUGGCCUGGCCUUGAUGUCGGUGAAGGAUAGGACAGCAGAAGCUCCUCCUGUGAGGCGGAGCAUUCGAAAGAGAUAUCGGAAUGCGAACUCAUGCCGGGUCCGCUGGAUUCCGAAGACCAAAGGCGGUAUGCGGCCGAUAGCGCAACCGCCGAAGUGCUAUCAGUCGUCCGGUCGAGUCUGUCAUCGUGAACUCAUACGACCAAUUAAAUUCUCUGGCCUCCUUGGUCGCUCGGUGCUCGAUCGUGAUCAGCGUACAGGAGAGCUCGAAGAGUUCGUCCGCAAAUUCCCCAACGAGGACCUUAAAGUCGGCAUCUACGAUCUCAAGAACUGUUAUGAGAACAUCAAGCACGAGGAUGUGGUGGCAGCUCUCCGUCGUUUAGAGAGGCCAGUCGAAUCACUCAAAGUCCUCAAGUUUUACAGAGGGCAUGCCGUGACACAGGAAGUCGGUCUCCCAAUCAACCAGCUUCUCAGAGUCUCUAUACUCCUACCAAACACUCUCACCAAGGUGGCACUUAAAUCCGCGACUAUGGAACGCGUGAAGAGAAUCUUGAAUAACGUUGAACUAGUUCUACCACACGGACGGUACACUUUCGAUAUGAAGGGGCUGAUACAAGGAGGAACUCUCUCGCCAGUUCUUUGCUCGUUGGCCCUCGGGACAACGGACCCUCUCGCAGACGCCCCGCUGUUCACCGCAAGGCUAGUGGAUGACGGCUUGCUGGUUGGUAUGGAAGAGCAGGUGUCGAAAUCACUAGAAGUUGUGAAAUGCACUUGGUCUACUGCACAUAAGACGGCCUCGACUGGUAGCGGUGGCGACGUUCAAUGGGCAGGCUUCAUCGUCAGUCCCAACGGUCGCUGGUUGAACUUUUCUUGCCGUCCUGAGUCUUCCGGUGCCUCUUGUCGGGCUGGGGAUGCGACCAAGUCGGUGACAUCGUGGGUAGAGCGUUCUCUCAAGCGAUCCCUUGGACAUCGUAUGACUACGACACUCAUGAGUCGAACAUUGAAUGAGAAGUCCACCAUCCGAGGGAACAUGCGAGCUGCUAUGAGGAUGGCUUCUACCAAGCUGAGAUCGACAAUUGCUCGAAGGCGGAAGAUUCACAAGAUUCGCACGCCGUUGAAUCAGAUCGACGAGGCUGAAGCUCGACUCAAGUUUUACAUCGAGCAAAGAAUGCUGAGCCGUCAGAGACUUUCUUAA